AAGUGGAGCUGAGUAUUCAUACUAAGUUGUGAUAGAGGAGAUCUGAUCAUGUCUCUGUCACCAGAUAAAGCAUCAGAACUGAAACAGAUCAUUCAGGAUCAUUUAAUAAAGAUGGACAUCCACAGAAAAAUUCAGGACGUUCUCUCUGAGACGCUGAGGGGUGAAGGAGACCGUGGCGAGCGACCUCUCUCUGAGGAAGACCUGCUGACUGCCCUGCAGCGCCGAGGCAUCGUGGAAGACGCCAUGAGAGAGCUGAACUUCACCAAUCUAGCAGCGUCACAGACGGAUGGAGUCGCUCCAAAACCGUCUCAGACUCACAUCACUGAAACAGGCCUUACGCACCUUAAAACAGUCCACAUCAGUCCGCUGAGGAGAUACCUGUACCUGCAGGUUCUGGGGGGAAAGGCGUUCCUCGAGCAUCUCCAGGAACCGGAGCCUAUACCCGGUCAGGUCUGCUCUACCUUCACGCUUCACGUCCACUUCCGUAACCAGCGCUUCCGCACCAAACCUGUUCCCUGUGCCUGUGAACCAGACCUACAGGAGGGCUUCCUGUUAGAGGUACACAGAGACGGUCCAGGAGAUGCCAGUAGGAUGGCAGAUGCCACCACCAUGUUGUCGAUAUGUGACCCUGUACACAUGGUGUUGAUAAAGACCGACACUUGGGGAGAGACGACGCUCAUUUCCUCUUAUUUCUUGGACUGGAUAUCCGUGCUCAGCGCCCCCAGCGGGAGGACGUCGGUGUCUGUGGAACUGCUCGGUGUUGGCAGUGAGUGUAAAGUACCCGCUGGUGUUCUGAACCUGAAGCUGGAGAUGUACCCACCUCUCACUGAAACUCUGAGUCCUGAAGUCAUUAGCACACAGCAAUCGCUGGAGCGUCAGAAGACGGCGGAGAAGGAGCGUCUGUUUCUGGUUUAUGCUAAGCAGUGGUGGAGAGAGUUCUUAGAUAUACGACCGUCUCACCAGUCCAAGCUGGUCAAGAUUUUCGCUCAGGAUGAGAACGGUGUGAACCGGUCGGUGUGUUCAUAUGUGCGAGUGCUGCGCGCCGGGCGCUUGUUGGAAACCCCCCGUCAGGCGGCUCGUUUCGUGAGUCUGUUGGCGCAGGAGAAAGCGCCUGUACUGGGGGGAGGGACGCGGCACGAGCAGUGGUGCACCACGAUGGCCUUCCUGUGUAGAAAUAAGGGUGAUUGUGAGGACCAUUCCACUCUACUCUGCAGUCUGCUCCUGGGCUUUGGCCUAGACGCCUACGUGUGUGUGGGCACCAAAGGCAAAAACGUGCCACACACCUGGGUGAUGACCUGUGGGACGGAUGGCACUGUGACGUUCUGGGAGUGUCUGACUGCACACAGGUUUCUGCACCAGCCGAUAGACCCCGACGCCCCUCCGCUGGCCCCUCGGCCCAAAUCGUCGUACCCGUACCGCACCGUCGGCUGCGUUUUCAACCACAGAUCUUUCCUGGCGAACUGCCAGCCCUCGGACUCGGUGGAGCUGUGCGUCUUCGACUUAGCCGACGCGUCCCGCUGGAAGGCCAUGAGCGAGGAGGCCUUGCGCUCGGUCUGCGCCCCCGGCUCCACCACCUCUCUCCCUCCUACGCCUCCUCUUCGCCCCCCGUCUGUCAACGACUCUGAGGCCAGUAACCAGCUGGAGCUGGAGCUGCGCUGUCUGCUGGCAGAACACAGGAAGGAUCUGGGUCUGGCUACAGUGUGGGACGAUCACCUGUCCUAUCUGCUCUCGUCCGCGCUGGCGGCCUACGAGCUGGAGCGCUGUACGGGUGUGUCGUGCGGAAACGAGGAGUUUCAGGACGCCGUCCGGAGAGCGGUCCCCGACGGUCACACCUUUAAAGGCUUUCCUAUUCAUUUCCUGCACCGCAACGCCCGCCGAGCCUUCGCUACCUCGCUCAGGUCACCGUUUUGCGAGGAGGUCGUGUGUUGCCGUGGAGACCACGUACGGCUGGCGGUGCGAGUGCGGGUGUUCGCCUACUGCGAGUCGGCCUGUGCGGUCUGGAUCAUGUUCGCCUGCAAGUACAAAUUAGUGCUGUGAGCUGUGAGCAGCGAUAAACACGCCGUGUGUUAGGGUCACGCCUUUAUCAGAACGAUUUUUGCUGUGUGUAAGUGUGUGUUGUUUAUAUGUGUGAGGACUUUUGUAAUUGUGUUUAUAUGUUGUAAAUAAAGAGAAAUGUUUUAGAUAAAUAA
Messenger RNA from Trichomycterus rosablanca, 2189 nucleotides. RefSeq names its product centrosomal protein 76 (gene cep76). The coding region runs from base 49 to 2037 and encodes 662 amino acids. The transcript is spliced from 12 exons. The record is from RefSeq and is a predicted model, not a curated record. Gene Ontology annotation, biological process: regulation of centriole replication. Gene Ontology annotation, cellular component: centriole. Lineage: Eukaryota; Metazoa; Chordata; Actinopteri; Siluriformes; Trichomycteridae.